Molecule: messenger RNA, 727 nt
Organism: Phaethon lepturus (White-tailed tropicbird)
Lineage: Eukaryota; Metazoa; Chordata; Aves; Phaethontiformes; Phaethontidae
Product: group XV phospholipase A2-like
Biological process (GO): ceramide metabolic process; phosphatidylcholine metabolic process
Cellular component (GO): lysosome
Source: RefSeq, a predicted model, not a curated record
GUUAGAAGCAAUCUUCCCAGCUCUGUCGUGCUGGGUUUUAGCAAUAAGCUUUGGCACUUACUCAGUGCAAGCUUCUUGAUGCCAAAGGUGAUAGUGUUUUAGUUGCUGAUCCAAUAUUCAACUCUAGUUCCAGGGGACUUAGGUAAUCAGUUGGAAGCAAAGUUAGAUAAGCCGUCAGUAGUACACUAUCUCUGCUCUAAGAAGACAGACAGUUAUUUUACACUCUGGCUGAAUUUAGAAUUGCUUCUGCCUGUCAUCAUUGACUGCUGGAUUGAUAAUAUCAGGCUGGUAUAUAAUCGAACAAGUAAGAUUACAGAACCACCAGAUGGAGUGGAUAUCAGAGUCCCAGGUUUUGGGCAGACAUUUUCCUUGGAAUUCCUUGACCCAAGUAAAAGGAGCGUUGGCAGUUACUUUUAUAUGCUGGUGCAGAGUUUAGUAGACUGGGGCUACAAACGUGAUGAAGAUGUAAGAGGAGCACCUUAUGACUGGCGAAAGGCACCAAAUGAGAAUGGAGACUAUUUUGUGGCCCUUCGCAAGAUGAUAGAGUUAAUGUAUGAGCAGUAUGGAAGUCCUGUUGUCUUAAUUGCCCACAGUAUGGGUAAUAUGUACACCCUCUACUUCCUCAACCAUCAGACUCAGGAUUGGAAAGACAAGUACAUAAAAGAUUAUGUGUCAUUAGGCGCUCCAUGGGGAGGAGUGGCUAAAACUCUCCGUGUGCUGGCUUCAG